Messenger RNA from Danio rerio (zebrafish), 1459 nucleotides. It is a transcript of the gene rlbp1a, whose product is annotated as retinaldehyde binding protein 1a. The record is from RefSeq and is marked provisional. NCBI's taxonomy places the organism in Eukaryota, Metazoa, Chordata, Actinopteri, Cypriniformes, Danionidae.
CUUCGGCUGAGUUUCCAUUCAGCCCGUGGAGAAUCUGAGCACUAUGGCUGCUACUGGAAGUUUUCGUAUGGUGUCCGAGGAGGAGCAGGCAUUACGGGCUAAGCUUGAACAUCUGACUGUGAAAGACCACGGGCCAGUGUAUGGACCUUGUAUGAGACUGCCGGAUCAUACAAAACAGAAGGCUAAAGAUGAGCUGAACGAAACAGAUGAGAAGAGAGCGUCUGCUAUAAAGGAACUCAGAGCCAUGAUUAAAGACAAGGCAGGCCAAGGAGAUGAGGUGGCCAAAACUGUGCAAGACAAAUUCAGCAAGGAGCCUGACUCUCUACUCCUGAGAUUCAUACGUGCGCGCAAGUUUGACGUGGCCAGAGCACACGAGCUCAUGAAAGGAUAUGUGCGUUUUCGGCGAGACUAUCCUGAGCUGUUUGAGAAUUUAACCCCGGAGGCCGUACGCAGCACUAUUGAAGCCGGUUACCCACGAAUCCUCUCCACCAGAGACAAGAACGGCCGAGUGGUGCUGCUCUUCAACAUCGACAACUGGGACCUGGAGGAGGUCACCUUUGAUGAGACCCUGCGUGCCUACUGUGUAAUCCUUGAGAAACUUCUAGAAAACGAAGAGACCCAAAUCAACGGCUUCGUCCUCAUUGAGAACUUCAAGGGCUUCACAAUGCAGCACGCAUCUGGAAUCAAACACACCGAGCUGAAGAAGAUGGUGGACAUGUUACAGGACUCUUUUCCUGCCCGGUUUAAGGCUGUGCAUGUGAUCCACCAGCCCUGGUACUUCACGACCACCUACAACGUGGUGAAGCCCUUCAUGAAGAGCAAACUGCUGGAGAGGGUUUUUGUUCAUGGAGAUGAGCUAGAUGGCUACUUGCGGGACUUCGGAGCUGAAAUCCUUCCUCCAGAUUUCGAUGGAACGGGUCCCGCUUGUGACGGCAGAGAAACAGCCAUCAAACUGUUCGGAUCUGAAGACACAGCCCUUUAAAUGACCCACACAACACAAGUAUUUUGAUGAACGUAUGAUCCAGACGUUUAAUAGAAACUAUAUAAAUUAAAGCCUUACAGAUGUAUAGUUUAACAUUUUUAACUGCCUUAUUACCAUGAAAGUAUUAUGAGCAGAUCGCAGAACAGUAUCGUAGAGAUGAAAUAUUGCACAUUUCACUUGCCGAUACUUACAAUUCUUACUGUUAUUGUUUUUUAAAAGAAACUUUGCUGAAGAGUUUUUCAUUCUCUGCCUUGAAAAUGGUGGUCGAGUUUAUAUAGUGUUUUGUACUAGUCAUGUGUUCAAAAUAAGUGUAGUAGAGAAUUAAAUGCAUAAACUUGAUUACAAGCCUUAACCAAGGAAAAAGUUUUAGACUGAAUGUUGUGUGAAGUAGAUGUUGUGGACGUCGUUUUAACCCAUGUUGGUUUUCCAGCCUGUCAAGUCUAAUUGAUAUUUUCAAUAAAAUGGCCAAAUGGUUCA